AUGGCUUUCCCUCCACCCAAGAUCCAAGAUCCUCAAACCGAGCAUACCCAUACUGCUAUUUUACUACACGGGCGGGGAAGUGAUGGACCCGAGUUUGCAGAGGACUUCCUCUCUAGUAUGACCAGUCAACAGAUGUCUUUGACCGAAAGCCUUCCCAAUUGGCGAUGGGUUUUCCCUAGCUCCCGCACUCGAUACAGCACUGUCUUCAAGGAAGAAAUGUGUACCUGGUUUGACGCCUCUUCCUUGAAUGAUAUACAAAAAGAUCAAGAGUUGCAGAUCGAGGGCCUCAGAGAGUCUGUCCAUCACAUCCUCAACAUAUUGGAAGCAGAAAUCAAGUUACUUGAUGGGCGCUCCGACCGAGUGUUUUUGGGAGGUAUUAGCCAAGGCAUGGCAAUAAGCUUGUGGGUGUUGUUGUGUGCACCUAGUCGAAUCACCGCACCACUUGGUGGACUUUUGGGAUUCUGUGGAUGGCUACCGUUUGCCCAUCAAGUCGAGUGCUUGGUGCGUCACCCCGGUAUCGACAGUAUCCAUCGCAAACGUCUAGUUUCCGAAUUCUUCCUCAACACGAUUGCUGACUCCUCGAGCCGACCGGAGCGAGAUGCCUACGACCUGUCUGUGCUGAACACACCGGCUUUUCUUAGCCAUGGGUUAGACGAUCCACAUGUCUCUAUCUCUUUAGGUCGACAGGCAGCACGAGUUCUGCAAGAAAUUGAUAUCCGAGUUGAAGUGCAGGAGUUCACGGGCGCAGAUGCAGACGGGCACUGGAUCAAAGAACCUGAAGGAUUCGAUCAAAUUCUGCGAUUCAUUGAACGACACCGUGAACGGUGA
This is a messenger RNA of Penicillium salamii, 828 nucleotides long. Lineage: Eukaryota; Fungi; Ascomycota; Eurotiomycetes; Eurotiales; Aspergillaceae. The record is from the annotation of a GenBank genome assembly.